AUGUCUGACUACUGUAGAAUAUGCCUUGAAGAGGAUGCACUUGAUAACCUUCUAAUUCCAUGUAAUUGUAAAGGAACCCAAAAAUUCACUCAUAAAUCAUGUUUGCAUCGGUGGCAAGAGACUACAUUGAACAAUUACUUAUGCUGCCCGGAGCGUUAUGAUUUAGAACAAGUUUUAACGUGCCGAUUAUGCAAAACGAAGUACAACUCAACUUCAGCCAAUUUUUCUUGACGGCUUUUAUAUACUUCGUCUCCUUUACUAGCCUUAGCGAGAAAGCACACAUGCGUUCUCACUUUCGGAAUCAGUUCUUUUAUGUGUUUUUCAUUUUGACUAUUUUUCCCAAUCCUCUUCAAUGUUGCAAUUUUUUCUUACGUUGUAUUUUGGAAAAAAGGGUAUCGAUUUAAGUUUAUCGGGACAAAUGAAGGCAUAAGACUUCGGAUUUACAAGAUUGGGCUGAAAGUAAAUGAGCUUAAAUCAGGGACAAUUUUAAAGGCCACUAAUAUGAUUCGAGAUGGAAUGUUUAAAAAUUCGAAAAUCCUGAUUGUAAAAAAUAAAGAAGAAGGAGCUGUAGGAUUUAUUUUUAACAAAUUCAUAGGUAAUUUAUAUUCAGAUGAGACCGAAAAUAUAAGGUGUGGAGGACCUGUAAAUCAAAGCUCAGUCCAUGUAUUGCAUGAUAACCCAGACGUAGAAGGAUGUGAAAAGAUCACUGAUGGUAUUUAUAUUGGAGGAAAAUUGAUCCCAAGACCAGAAAAUACAAUAUGUGCUAUUAUUAAAGGGUAUUCAGCUUGGGAUUCACUCCAGCUUGACGGAGAAGUCAGGUCAGGGUUAUGACAAAUUGACAAUACUGAAUGUGCCUGUUUAUGAUAA
This is a messenger RNA of Blepharisma stoltei, 867 nucleotides long. Lineage: Eukaryota; Ciliophora; Heterotrichea; Heterotrichida; Blepharismidae. The record is from the annotation of a GenBank genome assembly.